CGGCAGCCAGAGAAAGACGGAGACGGAGGGAUGAUCCGGCUCUGAUUCUGCUGCAACACACGAACGCAGACACAGUGUCGUCGUGAUUCACGUUAGGUCGAGACAGACUGGUUGUCCCUGUCAACUUUUGAACUCACGGCCCACGUGGGCAUUCAGCGCUCACGUUCCACCUUUUGGCGAGGAGAGAGGAAGAGGAGAAAAAGGACUGGAGUCAGAGAGCGACGGCGCCAAAGGAGAAGAACGCCACACGCAACGUAGCGGCCUUCGUUCAGUGUUCGUCGUAUUCAGGUGUCACAUCUUUAAGUCUCAAACGGGGGAGCUAAAACGGGGCGACACAACCCAGAAGCGCAAUGGGCAGGAAGGACCAGGACUUUGGUUCUUGGUUAGACAACGACAAGCGCAAAAGAGAUUCGGACCACGUUGAGACAAAGAACAGCAGUUGUGACAACCAACAGAGCUCCACAGAGACUCGCAGCUCAAUUGAGUCCGCUCGCCUUAGCGAUGAUGCCGAAGUUCCGAGGAGUCAGGCCGGCGGCAGUCGGGACUACAAUGAAGAGGAGGGUCACCUGCUCUACCACGUCGGCCUGGUGAUCAAAGAACGCUAUGAGGUGGUGUCCACGCUGGGAGCGGGAGCCUUCGCAAAGGUGGUGGAGUGCAUUGACCGACGCAAAGGCGUGCGUGUGGCCGUGAAGAUUGUGCGCAACAUCGCGAGUUUCCGGCAGGCGGCCAAGUGCGAGAUCGCCGUCCUGGAGGAGAUCAACGCCUUGGACGACGACAACAGAUUUGCUUGUGUGAGAAUGUUGGACUGGUUCGAGCACCAAAGCCACGUGUGCCUGGUCUUCGAGCUGCUGGGACUCAGUACCUACGAGGUCCUGCGACAAAACCACUUCCUGCCGUUCAGCGUGGAGCAGAUCCGACAUAUGGCCUUCCAGAUCUUCCAAGCCGUCAGCUUCCUGCAUCGCAACAAACUUACCCACACUGACCUGAAACCGGAAAACAUCCUGUUCGUCUGCUCUGACUACGACAUAGAGUACGACGACCAGACGAAACGUGACGAGAGGAGGAUCAGGAGUCUGGACGUCAAGGUGGUGGACUUCGGCACUGCCGUUUUCGACCACCAGCACCACGAAUCCCUGGUGUCAACGCGCCACUACAGAGCUCCGGAAAUCAUACUCGAUCUGGGCUGGAAUCAGUCAUGCGACGUUUGGAGUCUGGCCUGCGUUCUCCUGGAGUACCACCUCGGACAGACGCUUUUCCCGACACACGACAGUAAAGAACAUCUCGCGAUGAUGGAAACAAUCCUGGGACCCAUCCCGCCGCACCUGUUGAAACAAACCAGAAAGCAGCACUACGUCCUCAAUGGGAAACUGGACUGGGACGAGCACAGCUCCUCGGGCAGCUCCGUCCGGAAACACUGCAAGCCUCUCAAGGUACGCUGGGCACGGGAAGUCGCCGAGAAGGUCAAACAGGAAGUGACACGGGUCUGGUCCGCUUUGGCAGACCUUGCCGAGGCGAAACGAGGACGAGCGGCAGCUGCUGGACCUGCUGGCCUGCAUGCUGGAGUACGACGUGGAGCGGCGCAUCACCGUGGAGGAGGCGCUGUGGCACCCGUUUUUCAAACCCGCCAGGAGGGCGAGGCAAAGGCGAAGGAGCUAACGCCAACAGAACGCUGGACACACACAGUGAACACUCGCUAUUUGGUUUAGCAACUUAGACCAACCACAAAUGGCAAAAAUGUACAAUUCAUGAAUCUCCCCCCCCCCCCCCCAAAAAAAAAAGAUCUAAAAUAUCCAUUCGUUUUUGUUUAACCCUUCAAAUUCCAGAUGGUUUGCACAAUCCAAUUGAAGUAGUGACAAUUAAAUACUAUGUAAAUAAUUAGUUUAUUGAUUGUGAUUAAGGACUGCAUCAGGGUUCCGCGCUGAGACCCUUCCUGUUUGCGGUAGUAAUGGAUAGGCUGACAGAUGAGGUUAGAAAUCCAUGAUGUACGGAUUAGAGACGGUGGCACUGAAGAAACAACAGGAAGCAGAAAUGAAGAUGUCGAGGUUCUCGCUCGUAGUGAGCAGGUUGGAUAGGAUUAGAAAUGAACUCUUUAGAGGGACAGCCUAAGUUGGAUGUUUUGGAGACGAGGUUCGAGAGAGCAGACUUCAAUGGUUUGGACAUGUCCAGAGGCGAGAGACUGAGAAUAUUGUUAGAAGGGUGCUGAGGAUGGAGCUGCCAGGCCAAAGAGCGAGAGGAAGACCAAAGAAAAGGUUGAUGGAUGUUGUGAGGGAGGACGUGAGGACAGUGGGUGUUAGAGAGGAAGAUGCACGAGAUAGGCUUAGAUGGAAAAAGAUGACACGCUGUGGCGACCCCGUACGGGACAAGCCGAAAGAAAAAGAAGAAGAUUGUGAUUAGUUUAUUGAGACUCCAUCUUGUGUUUGACUUGGUCACCGGGGCUGCAGUAUGACGCAGUCAUGAAGACACACAUGAAGAAGACCGUAGCCACUGCUGUACUAGACUCAGUCAACCGACUCAGUCAACCGCAGUAAUGCAAAUUUGCAGAGGAUAAAGAAAACGUGCCUGUAAGUAAUGUUGUUGUCUACGUCUGUCGUAUGUUGACGUGUUCACGUGUAUGAUUCAAUCCAGUAAAUGAGGAAAAAAUGUUUCGUUUUUUUUUUAAUAAUGUAGUUUUCAUGGUUUUCAAUUUCCCAAAAGUGACCUUGAUCGAGUUACAAGGUACAAUUUGGUACAUAGCGUACAGACGUCCGGUCACCAUGAACAUAGAACAAAAAAUACACAAUUAGUCAGUUAUGUUUGCUUUUUUUUUCCCAGCAAAUGGUUUUACUUAUCCGUCCAUCCAUUUUCUUAGCCGCUUGUCCUCACAAGGGUCACGGGGAGUGCUGGAACCUAUCCGAGCAGCCAGCGGGGAGGGGGCGGGGUUCACCCUGAACUGAUUGCCAGCCAAUCGCAGGGCACUAGUUUUACUUACUUCUCCAGAAAAAAAAAUGCCCGUAUGUUAGUUUGUGAAAUGACAAGGGUUGAUCGUAUCGUAUAGCAGUACAUCGUACCUCAACGGUGUGGUUGAAGGUUUUCGGAUUCUUGAGUGUUUUACUGAAUUUUGUCACAAUGGAGAGCAUUCCUGUUCCCAAAUGACACAAGCUUGCUUUCCUGUUUAUUCUAAUUUGUGAUUAAAUAUGACCUAUUUUUGCUUGACUUUAUCAAGACAUCCUAUUUGGACAUGUUUUACUGCGCCACAUGACAUCUCUGAAACAGCAAGUAACACCGAAUUAGGCCUUAUUACCUGCCUUGCUUGAUUCGAUUACACGGACGCUUUUGCCCGAGGUCGCACUUAAGUCAAUAUUUACCCAAGCCGAGGCUCCUCGGCGCAGCCCCGGUGGCACUUUUAUUGCGUGGAGCGAACCAGAAUGUUUCCAUGGCUGAAUAAUCAACUUUUGAUAAAGCGCAGGGAACCUUAGGUUUGUUAUCUCCAGUUAAAGCAACAGGACUCAUUCGGCAAAUCAGUUAGAAACGAAGUAAACGUUAUACAGACUGUAUAUCAAUUGUGAAAUACACAACCAGCACUUUGAAGCGUUUGGUUAGUACCUCUGCCUCCCAUUCAAGAGGUUCUGGUUUCAAAUCGUGUAGAGGUUUACGAGUUUUGCCACUGAGAAUCGCUAAAGCUUUGGCCGACCGCGAGUAUGCGUAAAGUUAUGGUGAAAAGUUUGAAUAAAAAUGGAUGCAGGGAUGACAGUUCCUGUCCUGUUUGCUUGCCAAAAGCAAGCUAGGAUAGAGUCCGGAGAUGCGCAAUUACCAGACUCAGCCACAUCUUCAAGUCUGAGCGUGCGACUGAUGGUCCCAAACCUCCAAGACAGGUCCGGGAGCCGACCCCCUUCCCGCCAGGCACGCGAAAAUGUCGGCAAUCUCCGUCCUCACCUCCCUC
Syngnathoides biaculeatus (alligator pipefish) is the source of this 3919-nucleotide messenger RNA. Its product is annotated as dual specificity protein kinase CLK4-like. The coding region runs from base 351 to 1706 and encodes 451 amino acids. Gene Ontology annotation, cellular component: nucleus. The transcript is spliced from 13 exons. The record is from RefSeq and is a predicted model, not a curated record. Gene Ontology annotation, molecular function: ATP binding; protein tyrosine kinase activity. NCBI's taxonomy places the organism in Eukaryota, Metazoa, Chordata, Actinopteri, Syngnathiformes, Syngnathidae. Gene Ontology annotation, biological process: protein phosphorylation; regulation of RNA splicing.